Penicillium pulvis is the source of this 222-nucleotide messenger RNA. RefSeq lists its product as uncharacterized. The coding region runs from base 1 to 222 and encodes 73 amino acids. The transcript is spliced from 2 exons. NCBI's taxonomy places the organism in Eukaryota, Fungi, Ascomycota, Eurotiomycetes, Eurotiales, Aspergillaceae. The record is from RefSeq and is a predicted model, not a curated record.
AUGCCACACAAAGUCACCAACGACUCAAAUUCCACUCUAGCCAGUAGAGGCAGUGGUGAUCAAGUUAUUGCUACAGAAGUCCGAGAUUCAGCCCGGCUAAUGCAGACGCGUCCAGUAACCGCCAAUGCCGUCCGCAAACCCCCGGUUGUCGUACACAACAAAGGCGGCCAAAUAUACGACGAAACUCGGCCAUCGGACUGGGACAAACAACGCUGGAAGUAG